ACCAGUCGUCCACAGCAUCCCAGAUCUGAAAAAUCUGAUGGAGGACAAGUCAAUGAACAAAAGGAGAUUAAAGCAGGAAAGUGAGAAUAACUUAGAAAAUUUAGAGAUAUAAGUGCUAAAGAUAAAAUUAGAAAUUUGAGUGUAAAGAGAAUCCUAAAACAAGCACAGAACCAUGAGUACCUUUGGGUACCGUAAGGAGUUGAAAAAGUACGAAGAGGUGGACGAAGAUGAGCUGCUGGCCACUCUGUCCUCUGAGGAGCUCCAGGAGCUGGAGAGGGAGCUGGCCAACCUCGACGACAACAUCCCCAUCGGCCUGAGGCAGAAAGACCAGACUGCCAAAACCCCAACGGGGACCUUCGACAGGGAUGCUUUGCUGAAAUACUGGGAGGACGAGAACAAGAAGCUGCUGGAGGAGGAGAGGAUGGAGUCCAACACCGGACAGGAGGGACGCCCAGAUAAGAGCAGAGGGGAGCAAGUGACAGUGACCUCUAGUGACGCUGGGAAGUCUGUGGACAGUGUCAAGAAGAAGAUUUCACAAAAGGGGAAGAAAGUGCAGAGUGUCUCCAGCAAAAAUGCCGUCAAGAAAGCUGAGGUGGAAAAGAAAGAUGAGUGUAAAAAGGAGGCACCAAUCAGGAAUAAAUGUCCUCAGAAAAAUGGUCUGUCAAAAAGUUUGAGAACUGAAUCAAGGAGGACUGAAACGACAGACCAAAACCUGAACACAACGCCUGACAGACCGAGCGGAAACCCAACAGUCAUUGACAAAACUCUGGAGCAGAUCCUGUGUGAUGAUCCCACGAUGUGCGAAGUCAACCUCAACAACAUUGAAGACAUCUCUCAGGAAACCUUGCUUCGUUUUGCCGAGGCCCUGUGCACAAACACUCACGUCCACAUUUUCAGCCUCGCAAACACACAUGCUGAUGACCGCGUGGCCUUCGCCAUCUCCAAGAUGCUCCAUGAGAACCAGUUCAUCAGAAACCUGAACAUCGAGUCUAACUUUGUGUCUGGUCAGGGCAUCCUGGCUCUGCUGGCGGCACUGCAGCACAACCGGACACUGGUGGAACUUCGCUUCCACAAUCAGAGGCACAUCUGUGGGGGAAAGGUGGAGAUGGAGAUGGUCAAGCUGUUGAGGGAAAACACCACUCUGCUUAAGCUUGGUUAUCAGUUUGACCUCCCAGGUCCAAGAAUGACAGCAACCAGCAUCCUGACACGCAACCAGGACCAACAAAGACAGAGAAGGCUCCAACAGAAAGCAGAACAGAGUUCUCCAGAGGUAUCAGGACAGGGUUCUGCAGAAAAUAAACCCACAAAGAAGCCUUCACCUUCUAAGACUGAAAAUCGGAACAGAAACCCUCCUCCUCCUCCUCCUCCUCCAUCUCUAGACCCAUCGACAAGGAAGAUUGCAGAAAUGGUUAAACAGCACGAAGGCUCAAACAGCCCGAAGAGUCAGUCAAACCAAAGGAAACCAAAGUCAAAGAAGCUCAAGAAUGGUGCCAAUGAAAAGGAAAGUGCAGAUAUUCUCAAAGACCUGAAGAAUGCCUUGAAGCCGUCUCUGCAGAAGAGACGAGACGAACCGUCACACCUGCCACCACCACAGAGGUCGGGCCGAGACGACCUGAUGGCAGCAAUCCGUGGGAGCAGCAUCAAAUCCUUAAAAAGGGUGGAUCUGUCACAGGCCUGAACCCACCAACUGAUCACACUUGAACUGUUCUCACUUUGUAUUGAAAUAUUACAUUUUUAUUUCACACCAAGCGUCACUUUUUAACAGUUUUCUUAUUUAUCUUGUCACAUGUUUUAGCAGCAGUCUGAAUUUCUGUGUUUUAGAUUGCAUUGUUGUUUUUUGUUACUGUGUGAAACUGACUGUGAAUAUUGACAUGUAGAAAAAUAAAGCUUAUGU
Molecule: messenger RNA, 1894 nt
Organism: Larimichthys crocea (large yellow croaker)
Lineage: Eukaryota; Metazoa; Chordata; Actinopteri; Sciaenidae
Gene: lmod2a
Product: leiomodin 2 (cardiac) a
Exons: 3
Coding region: 173-1678 (501 amino acids)
Biological process (GO): myofibril assembly; pointed-end actin filament capping; actin filament organization
Cellular component (GO): myofibril; striated muscle thin filament; cytoskeleton
Molecular function (GO): actin binding; tropomyosin binding
Source: RefSeq, a predicted model, not a curated record